AUGUAUAGAAAUGUAAAAUAUUACUUUUUAAGCAACUGGAAAAGAACAUAUCGUCAUUAUUCAAGAAAACAAAAUAUAAAUAAUCUUAAUAAUAAAAUAAAAGAUCCUUAUAGUGAUUUAUAUAAAUCUAGUAUGUAUGGUAAUAAUUUUAAAAUAUUACCAAAUAAGAAAACAAAAUCGAAAGAAUAUGAAAUAAUUAAAACAUCAAAUAAUACAUAUUCUUAUACUUCUCCUUAUCCUCCUAAUAUUAAUUACACCUUAACACCAUAUCCAGAAAGUUCAAAAAAAAUGUAUUAUGAAAAUAGAAAAUAUAUUAUGAAAUAUAAAAAUGUAGAAUAUAUACCUAUAAAAAGAUUAACAUACAAAAACGCUUCAAAAAAAACAAAUUGGAACACAUACUAUAUCAGAAGGGAAAAAUGA
Molecule: messenger RNA, 420 nt
Organism: Plasmodium adleri (nom. inval.)
Lineage: Eukaryota; Apicomplexa; Aconoidasida; Haemosporida; Plasmodiidae
Product: conserved Plasmodium protein, unknown function
Exons: 1
Coding region: 1-420 (139 amino acids)
Source: RefSeq, a predicted model, not a curated record